Molecule: messenger RNA, 3555 nt
Organism: Prorocentrum cordatum
Lineage: Eukaryota; Dinophyceae; Prorocentrales; Prorocentraceae
Source: the annotation of a GenBank genome assembly
AUGACCACACAGAUUGACAAUAACCUUGGACAGGAAGAGCCGUCCUUACGUGGCCUCACCCCCUUGGAAGCAAGCCAGGUGGGCCUCAUCUGGCGCAUUUGCAAACGCAUUUCGUGGACAGCCGGCGGACAGAGAUGGGACGACUUCGUGGACGUGGAUCCGUUCCAAGCGCCUGCGGCGCGUCCGGCUGCGGCCGGGUCUGGGGCAGCGCCGGCGGCGGCCCCGGCGACCAGGGACAAGGUCGUCAAGUUGUCCGCUGUCCUCGACCAGGGCGACGAUGGCGAGGUGCGGGUCGCCGAUGCGUCUACGUCUGCCCAGUGGCACGCCAACUACCAGCAGCAGGUCCUCGCCGCUCCGGCGGAGGACGCGGAGCCUUCGGUGGAGCAGCUCACGGCCUUGGACCACAGGGCGAACGGCCGCGGCUGCUCGCCGUAUGCUGACUUCGCGCUGUGGGGGCCGUUCGCCCGCAAGGGCGAGCUCCCCGGCCCGGGGAACCUGCAGCACUGGGAAGCGGCAUGGAAGGUGUUCGCCACUGCUUGCAUCAUGCUCAUGGCUGUGGCCCGCUCUGCGCUCGAGCACUACGCGGAGAAGAUCCGCAAGCUCGUGCACCUAUGGCCGGAAUGUUGGCAUCUCAUUGCCACGGCGGACGACCAGAUGCGCGCACAGCACAUGGUCCGCCUGAAGCGCCGCUACGAGGCCAAACUGGCGGCCGGCGGGACGCCCGCUCCAGACUGGAACAGCGCAGCGCCCUGGUCCACUGUGUACCGCCUCGCGGCCGACGACGAGGCAUUCUGGGAUGCUCACGUGCGGCGCCCGGCGGCUGCGUGGGUGGCGCGCGGCGGUCGCGGCGUGCUGCUCGCGCCUGAGGAGGCGGUGGCCUUGGCCCACCUGCCCGGUGGCCUCGCGGCCAUCACGCCGCCGACAGAGCAGCGCCCCCCCGCGACGGGCAAGCGGCGCAAGACCGGCCCGCAGCAGCAGCAGCAGCAGCAGCGCCCCCAGCAGGCGUCGGGAAACGGGGGCCCCCCGUCGACUGCCCACGGCAGCUCGGCGGGGGGGCCGCGCAAGCAGACGAACGACUCGCAGAAGGCCCAGGGGCCCGAGGUGUGCAAGAACUGGAACCAGGGCAACCCGGCGAACGAGUGCGGCAAGCUGGGCGCGCCCUCGACUUGCCCGAAGGGCCGGUUGCACAAGUGCGCCAAGUGCGGCGAUGCCUCGCACAAGGCCCCCGACAGCGCCCUGAUCCGUGUGGGCCAGUGGGGCAACGCCUUGGUCAGGCGCCCCACCAGCGCCGGCGCGGCAGCCGGGCAGCCGGCCGCGCAGCCAGCCCUCGCGGAGGUCGCGCGCCCCGCACCGACGGCCGCGGCCCCGGCCUCCCGGCAGGAGCGCCGAGAGCAGGAGAACCAUCUCUGCGUUGGUGGCCUGCGCUCAACGGCGGCCUCCGUGGCGCGCCAGCCGCGCCUCUGCGCCCUCGGCAAGGAGGUGGCCGCCCUGUACGACGACUGGGUUUCGGAAUACCCGGAGGCGGCCGCAGUGGUGCAGCGCUUCGGUGACAAGAGUUACACCGGCCCAGGCAGUGACCUCGUCGAAGUCUGGAGAUCCCGGCUGCGCGAGCAUCUCAGCGCCCCGCCAGAGGGCCAGACGGCUCACGAGUGGGGGCGGCCCUCGCCGCUGCAAGCGGAGCUGCUGCACGCGUGGCUGCAGGCCGGCGGGGGCCCCGAGAUCUGCCUCCGGGAUUGGUGCCAGGUGGGCGCGCCGCUGGGCGUGGAGGUGCCCAUCCCCACCUGCGGCAUAUUCCCCGCCGUGCCCGCGGCGGAGAGCGCUGGCACCGCCGGUAGAUUGGACUUAGCCCUGGCGCAAGGCGUGUUCAAUUACCAGUCGAUCUCCGACGACCCCGAGGGCUCGGCGGCGGAGGUGCACCGCUAUCUGGAACAGGACUUCGCAGUGUCGCUUCCUGAGCCCGUUGCCCAGCAGAGGUUUCCCGGUGGCUCCAUAUCCCGAAUGGCGCUCAUCACCAAGGAGAAACCAGACGGGGGCGUCAAGCGGCGCAUCAUUGUUGACCUCAAGCGGAGCAGGCCGACGCCGGUCAACAGCCGCGCCCGGGUCCCAGAACGACCGGUGCUCCCGCGGAUGCGCGACCUCAUCCGGGACACCCUGGCGCUGGUCCACGGCGCGGCGCCCCCUGGCAGUGCCGACCCGGCGGUGGAUUUAGAAUUCGCCAUCGCCGAUUUUUCGGACGCCUACAUGCAUCUGCGGACGCACCCGGAUGAGCUGCGCCACUGCUUGUCGCCGGAUGUGGUGCCGGGCCGCCUGCUGCUGUGGAUCACGCUCUGCUUCGGCCUCUCUGGUGCCCCGCUCAUCUGGUGCCGCGUCGCAGCCGCGCUGGCGAGGCUCGUGCAAUCUUGCGUGGACCACCGCCAAGCCAGAAUGCAGCUGUACCUGGACGACCCCAUAUGGGCACUCUUGGGCACGAAAGCGCAGCGCGACAGGCAGCUCGGCCUCGCACUGCGGGUGCUCAUCGGCAUGGGUGUCCGCAUCGCAUGGCACAAGGCAGUCCGGGGGAGCGCAGUCGUGUGGAUCGGGGCCUCCAUAGUGGCAGACGUCGCCGCCCGGGAGAUCACCGUGUCCAUCCCGGCCAGCAUGGUCGCGGAGCUUCUGGCCUCCCUCGAGCUCCUGGCCUCUGGGGCAAUGGUCAGCCUCAGGGAGCUCAAGCGGUGCACAGGUAAACACUCCUGGGUUGCAGGCCUGCUCCCCCGCAUCCGCUGGGCCGUGUCCAUCAUGUACGCGGUCGCUGCCUCCGCAGAGGGGGACAUCCGCUCCGGCGCCGAGGAGCGCAGACGUCUUCGCAGAGAGGACCCGCGCCCCAAGCACGGUCUGGUGGCGGCCAAGCGGAUCGCCUUGCCUGUCCGUUGGCUCACGGCGCUCUGGUGCGACAUGCAAGGGCCAGUGACCCGGCGCAUAUCUUGGGUGCGCUCCCCGCCAGCCACCGUCGUCAUAGUGGACGCUUCUCCCUGGGGCUUGGGGCUGGUCUUGGCCCACCUCGCAUCCGGCAGGGUCUUGGAGUACGCCCACAGCGACGUGCUGGAUGACGACGAGACGCUCCUUCUUGUCCACCGGGGCUCAUCCAGCUCGCAGCAGGCCUUGGAGGCGCUCGCUCUCCUCGUCGCCCUGAAACUGUGGGGUCGCUUCAUGCGGGCUUCCUCGACCACAGUGGACCUGCGCGGCGACAACUCCGCUGCCCUUGCCCUCGCAGGGAAGCUGUCCAGCUCAUCCCCUGUGACGAAUUUGAUCGGGGCCGAACUGGCGCUCGAAUUGGAGAGCCUGGACGUCCGGGAUGUACAGCCCACGCACAUUCCAGGUCAUUGGAACGUCGCGGCCGGUUGGCUGUCCAGGCGUUCUGCUCCCGGGAGCGCCGCUGCAGUGCCCGCGGAGAACUGGUCGGCGCGAAGGCCCGGCCAGUGCCCGCCCGCUCUGGGCAGCAACAUCGGGCGCCAGCGCAUGGGCAACAGUUGCCGCCAGUGUCUGAACGGCUCGUCGCGUGCUUCGACAGAGGGGUGA